CCACGCGAGAGUCUGCCUUUGUCCAUGCCAUCGCAUCAGCAGGGGUGGCUUUCGCUGUAACCCGCUCCUGUGCCGAGGGCACAUCCACGAUCUGCGGCUGUGACUCCCACCACAAAGGACCUCCAGGAGAUGGCUGGAAAUGGGGAGGAUGCAGCGAGGAUGCCGACUUUGGCGUGCUGGUGUCCCGGGAAUUUGCAGAUGCCCGAGAGAACCGGCCAGACGCCCGCUCAGCCAUGAACAGACACAACAACGAGGCUGGCAGGACGACCAUCCUGGAUCACAUGCACCUGAAGUGCAAGUGCCAUGGUCUCUCAGGAAGCUGCGAGGUCAAGACCUGCUGGUGGGCUCAACCUGAUUUCCGGGCAAUUGGUGACUACCUGAAGGAUAAAUACGACAGCGCCUCCGAGAUGGUCGUUGAAAAGCACCGGGAAUCUCGGGGAUGGGUGGAAACUCUUAGGGCCAAGUAUGCUCUUUUCAAGCCACCGACGGAGCGGGAUCUGGUCUACUAUGAGAACUCCCCCAAUUUUUGCGAGCCCAACCCAGAGACGGGCUCCUUUGGGACGAGGGACAGAACAUGCAACGUCACCUCCCACGGGAUUGAUGGCUGUGACCUGCUGUGCUGUGGUCGUGGCCACAACACCAGGACUGAGAAAAGGAAGGAGAAGUGUCACUGCAUUUUCCACUGGUGCUGCUAUGUGAGCUGCCAGGAGUGCAUACGUGUCUACGAUGUCCACACCUGCAAGUAA
Phaethon lepturus (White-tailed tropicbird) is the source of this 746-nucleotide messenger RNA. RefSeq names its product proto-oncogene Wnt-3. The transcript is spliced from 2 exons. Lineage: Eukaryota; Metazoa; Chordata; Aves; Phaethontiformes; Phaethontidae. Gene Ontology annotation, biological process: cell fate commitment; multicellular organism development; neuron differentiation. Gene Ontology annotation, cellular component: extracellular region. Gene Ontology annotation, molecular function: frizzled binding; cytokine activity. The record is from RefSeq and is a predicted model, not a curated record. The annotation marks the transcript as partial.